Molecule: messenger RNA, 1260 nt
Organism: Acanthamoeba castellanii str. Neff
Lineage: Eukaryota; Discosea; Longamoebia; Acanthamoebidae
Product: retinoblastoma binding protein 4 variant isoform 1, putative
Exons: 2
Coding region: 1-1260 (419 amino acids)
Biological process (GO): regulation of gene expression
Cellular component (GO): nucleus
Molecular function (GO): histone binding
Source: RefSeq, a predicted model, not a curated record
AUGAACCCAGACGACGCAACGACGGAAGACGCCGAGGAGAAGAUCAUCAACGAGGAGUACAAGAUAUGGAAGAAGAACACGCCCUUCCUGUACGACUUGGUGAUGACCCAUGCGCUGGAGUGGCCAAGCCUCACCUGCCAGUGGCUUCCCGACAAGACGACCCCGCCUGGGAAGGACUACUCGGUCCAAAAGCUCAUCCUGGGCACCCACACGUCGGGCGAGGAGCAGAACUACCUCAUGAUCGCUGAGGUUAAGCUGCCACUCGAAGAUACGGCGAUCGAGGCGGGUAAAUACGACGAUUCGAAGGAGGUGGGCGGGUAUGGCGCUGCCGACGGCAAGAUCGAGGUCGUGAUGAAGAUCAAUCACGACGGCGAAGUCAACAGGGCACGCUUCAUGCCUCAAAAUCACUCGAUCAUCGCGACCAAGACCAUCUCUUCCGAAGUCUUCAUCUUCGACUACACGAAGCAUCCGGCCAAGCCCGCCGACGAUGGCAAGUGCAAUCCCGAGAUCCGAUUGAUCGGCCACCAGAAGGAGGGCUACGGCCUGUCGUGGUCGCCGCUCAAGGAGGGCCAUCUGCUGAGUGCCGCCGACGAUGGGCGACUGUGCCUGUGGGACAUCAGCGCCGUCAAGAAGACCAACACGACGCUCGACGCCAUGGCCGUCUUCCAGGGCCACCACGAAUCGGUCGUGGAGGACGUGGCGUGGCAUCUUCACCACGAUUCCUACUUCGGCUCGGUCGGCGACGACAAGAAGCUUCUCAUCUGGGACACACGAGAGGGCAAGCCUCGACAUGCCGUCCAGGCGCACACCGCCGAGGUCAACUGCCUCUCGUUCAAUCCUCACAGCGAGUUCAUCCUUGCCACCGGUUCGGCAGAUUGCACUGUCGCGCUGUGGGAUCUGCGAAUGCUCAAGAACAAGAUGCACUCUCUCGACAGCCACCGCGACGAGGUGUUGGCCGUCCAGUGGUCGCCCUUCAACGAAGCGGUCCUGGCCUCGUGCGGUGCCGACAGACGCCUGAUGGUGUGGGACCAGUCUCGCAUCGGCGACGAGCAGGCGGGCGAGGACGCCGAGGACGGCCCGCCCGAGCUGCUGUUCAUCCACGGCGGCCACACGAACAAGAUCUCCGACUUUGGGUGGAACGCCAACGAGCCGUGGAUGCUGGCGUCCGUGGCCGAGGACAACAUCCUGCAGGUGUGGCAGAUGGCCGAGAACAUCUACUCCGACGAAGCCGAGCCCGUCGCCGACUCUGAGCUGGAGUAA